AUGAAAGUCAAGAUUCUUGCGAGAGAAACAAUCAAGCCAUCCUCACCCACUCCCAAUCACCUCAAGAUUUCCAAGAUCUCUCUUCUGGAUCAACUCUCUAUGAUCGAAUACACUCCUUUCAUUUACUUCUACCCAGCAAAUGGUCACUACCAUGACAAUGAACGCUCAAUGCUUCUCAAGAUAUCUUUGUCCAAAACUCUCACCCUAUACUACCCAUUUGCUGGAAGAUUCAGAGAUAACACCUCUAUUGAAUGCAAUGAUAAGGGUGUUGAGUUUGUGGAAGCUCGAGUAAUCGACUGUGUUUUAUCGGACAUUAUUCAACAACCUGACAUCAAACAACUUCAAGAAUUACUCCCUGUCGAGGUCGAGUCUAAAGCAGCUGCCACAGGCAGUUUACUAGUUGUUCAAGCCAACUUCUUUAAAUGUGGUGGCAUGGCCAUUGCAAUAUGUCUUUCACAUAGAGUUGCAGAUGGACUGUCCUUUUUUACAUUUGUCAACACCUGGGCCUCCAUGGCCCACAACUCUGCAGAAGAUCACAACGUUGUCCAACCACAAUUUUCUAUUGGACCAUCUCUUUUUCCUCCACUGGAUUCCUCAUUGCCUCCCUUUGAAUUUCCUAGAGGCAAGUGCAUAAUGAGGAGGUUUGUUUUUGAUGGUUCUAGCAUCGCUGCGCUUAAAGGUAGCACCGCUAGUUCAACCGUGCAAAGACCUUCCAAGGCAGAAGCUGUGACAGCACUACUUUGGAAGUGUGCAAUAGCAGCAUCAAGCUCAGUCCAUGGAGUACUUCCGCGCCAAUCUAUCUGCUACCGCGCUGUAGACUUGCGAAGACGGUUUUCGCCACGUUUAUCGGACUACGCAGUUGGCAACCUUUUAGCCUCAGUUGGUACGCGGAUAAACGUGGAGAAAUGGAGAGAUCUGAACUUGAAAACCUUACUACACCAGCUGAGGAAAGCGAUGCAAGAAUUUAAGAUCAAAGAAGGUGAAAAUCUUAUAGGCGAACCGAACGAAGAGACGGAGAGAAAGGAAAGUGUUCACCAUUUUGCUUGCACUACUUUGCGUGGAAUGCCAAUGUAUGAAGCAGAUUUUGGCUGGGGGAAGCCAAUAUGGGCGAGUGUUACUAGUUUGUUGAUCCCAAAUAUGACUUUCAUACGAGAUACAAGGGAUGGGGAUGGAAUUGAAGCCUUGGUAUGGUUGGGUGAAGAAGAGAUGGCCAUGUUCGAACGUAACAAAGAAUUACUUGCUUUCGCUACUUUGGAUCCUAAUAUUCUUCAACAGCUCCAAGGCAGCUGCAACACAAAUUCCAUUUCAAAACUAUAGGUAAUCGAGAACAACUCAGCAAACGUGUGUCUUUUGGACAAGAUGCUAAGCCCAAAAUCGAGCCUAGACACACAUAAACUACUUGGAAAUAACUGUGUCAGUUUAUAAUCGAACUCUCGAUUUUAGGCGAGAUUAGUCUAGAGAGAUAAUUAGUUAUGUUAUCGCCAAGUGGUUAUUCUUUAUGUACUUGUUAAUGUCAAAUCCUUUAUUUCAAAAACUAAAGAGUAAGUGCGUGUAUUAUUUCAAGUGAUCUAGUCGUAAAAUUCAUUUCUCAA
Tripterygium wilfordii is the source of this 1592-nucleotide messenger RNA. RefSeq names its product stemmadenine O-acetyltransferase-like. Bases 1 to 1317 code for a protein of 438 amino acids. The transcript has a single exon. The record is from RefSeq and is a predicted model, not a curated record. NCBI's taxonomy places the organism in Eukaryota, Viridiplantae, Streptophyta, Magnoliopsida, Celastrales, Celastraceae.